UGCCAAAAAAUCUGCAUUUCUUGCUAAAGAGGAAGGCCAAAUAGGCCUUUCAUAUUUAAUAUUGUUUACCAACAUAAGCAGAAAUGCGAUUAAUAUUUGUGCUUGCAGUAGUUCUAGCUGGAGCACUGUCUCUACCGGCAAACCUGGGUGACUUGCCGGAACCCGGUGAACUCGCCUUUGUUCUCAAUGAAGAUGAUUUUGAAGACUAUUUAGAUUCUUGGCUUGAGAUUCAGCAGCGCACUAAUGAUAACGCAACACAGUUCGAUGCUCGUAGCGGAUGCAGAUUCCGUGUCCGAGGCGAUCUCGGUCAGCCGCAGCCGGUUUACAUCCAUCGUAACAACUACCUGACGCCUAAUGGUAAUUCCGGUGAGAUUCGCCUCAACACGGGCGAUCAAGUCAUCAUUGCGUGCACGGGAUCUGGACGUACCAUUCGACACCCAAAUAUUGCUAGAAACGUUAACGUUGGUACUGCCCGAUGUGUCAAUAACAAUCUAGUUUCUGGAUCUGGUUGGUUGAACGGUAAUGGAGCUUUUGGCCAAUUGACUUGCUCAAGUCAUUCUCAUCACGAGGCACAAGGCACAAACCAACGUUGUUUUAACAACAAUUUGGUUAUCAGAGUCGGUUUUAUCGUAAACAACGUUUUCUACCCUCUUUAUUGGUCUUGCUUUGACCAGAGGCGUUUGGAAGUUUUGUACGUUUGGUACGAUCAGAGGGUUACGAACGCUGUUCAUCAAACCGGAGUGGAUAGACCUAGCUGGAUGGCUGGCAGCUUCUUCCCUGGCGUCGACGUAAACAACAGAUACACACAAGUUCAACAGAAACUUUCUAUUGCUCGCGUUGUUGGCAACGCUCUGGCCGAUAGAUACGUUACCAGCCACCAGUUCUUAGCGCGUGGUCACCUCGCCGCCAAGAGUGAUUUCGUGUUCGCGACCGGCCAGCGCGCUACUUUCUACUUCAUCAACUGCGCUCCGCAGUGGCAACCAUUCAAUGCUGGAAAUUGGAACAAUCUUGAGCAGGACCUGCGUGCUCGCAUCGGAGCUGCUGGUUACAACACAGUCAUCUACACGGGGACAUUCGGAGUGACGCAAUUGCGAAACGCUAACAACCGCUUCGUCGAUAUCUACCUUCACAAUAACAACCAGAUUCCGGUUCCCCAGUACUUCUACAAGGUGGCCUACGAUUCAUCGCGACGUCUGGGCACCGCUUUCAUAAGCAUCAACAACCCACACUACACCCUGGCGGAGGCUCGCAACCUUCAGUUCUGUACCGACCGCUGCCGCAACAACAACGCCUUCAAUUGGCUCAGGUGGCGGCCCGACCGCGUUGAUCUUGGCUACAGUUUCUGUUGCACCAUCGCUGAUUUCAGAAGACGUAUCGGACAUCUACCGUCGUUUACUGUUAACGGACUCUUGACAUAAACGGCGCAUAUAAAGAUGACAGAAAAUAAAGAUAAUUGCAAUUAAA
Molecule: messenger RNA, 1464 nt
Organism: Papilio polytes (common Mormon)
Lineage: Eukaryota; Metazoa; Arthropoda; Insecta; Lepidoptera; Papilionidae
Exons: 7
Coding region: 84-1418 (444 amino acids)
Biological process (GO): apoptotic DNA fragmentation
Cellular component (GO): nucleus; mitochondrial inner membrane
Molecular function (GO): RNA endonuclease activity; nucleic acid binding; single-stranded DNA endonuclease activity
Source: RefSeq, a predicted model, not a curated record